AUGGAAGAAGUAUUUAAGAACCUAAAGGGCAUGACUUAUGUCUCCGACCCAAAUGCCAGUGACUCCAUCACUAACUAUACAAAGAAGAGCGCCGCCGCCUCAACAUAUACCGCCGUUCCCACCGCCGCCACAGCGGCGAACAAGAGGUCUCUCAAAGGAAAUGGUGGCUUCGGUGGAACAAUGAGGUACCGUGGCGUUCGCCGCAGGCCUUGGGGGCGUUAUGCUGCUGAGAUACGAGACCCCCAGUCCAAGGAACGGCGUUGGCUCGGGACUUUUGACACCGCCGAGGAGGCUGCAUGCGCCUACGACUGUGCAGCUCGAGCUAUGCGUGGGAUCAAGGCUCGAACCAAUUUUGUCUACUCGGCGAGCGAUCAUUUCCUUCCACCUUGUACCUUCUCGAAGCAGUCACAGUCAUCCAGCAGGGACAUUAACUGCAUCCGUCAUCAGUUCGGCCAAUCUUCUAACUGGCCAUCGCUGGCAAACCAACAUUCCGGUGACUUCUCCGUUGGGUCUUCUGCUCAAAGAAACGCUUCUCCGAACAUGGUUUUAUUCCGCAACCUCUUGAAUUCAUCUAAUUCAUCUCUCCACGCGCCGGCUCCUCAGUCUCUGGCGGACUAUAUUCCAUUCGUCAACGGAAAUGCUUACUCUUCUUCGUUUUCUUUCACUUUUCCAGCUAAUUCAAGCGUUUUGCCCGGUGCAUCUUUGCUGAAAUCCUAUACCAACAACACUACUCGAAGGGCAACCGAUAGCGUAUCCGAUUCUUUCACUGGCACAACCAUGACGCACACUCUCCAGGAAACCGUCGAUGAUAUGGAAUUCUUCCAGCAGGAGCCUUCAGAUUCCGGCUUGUUGCAGGAAAUAAUUCAAGGGUUCUUACCGAAGAAAUCAGGUGAACGUAAAGUUACCUCGAACUGCACUCAACAUCCAAUAGCAGUUCAUGUAACCGAGUUGAAGAAUGAACAUUUAGGUUUCUAUAAUGCCGAUUACAAUCAAGGAUUCCCUCAACAGGUGGAGAGUUUCAGUGGAGUCACUGGCUCUGAAUCGGUACCCUAUGCUAAUGAAGUACCAACGAAAUACCUGCAGGUAGGUCAAGACUGCUUGUUAGAUGAUAUCUUUCAGUACCCAGAUUUCAUGGGUGCCUUAGCAGCUAGGGCUCAAAAUGCUGGAGCACAUCAAUAUGUUUAG
Messenger RNA from Hibiscus syriacus, 1185 nucleotides. Its product is annotated as ethylene-responsive transcription factor ESR2-like. The record is from RefSeq and is a predicted model, not a curated record. Gene Ontology annotation, biological process: regulation of DNA-templated transcription. Bases 1 to 1185 code for a protein of 394 amino acids. The transcript has a single exon. NCBI's taxonomy places the organism in Eukaryota, Viridiplantae, Streptophyta, Magnoliopsida, Malvales, Malvaceae. Gene Ontology annotation, molecular function: DNA binding; DNA-binding transcription factor activity.